Lepus europaeus (European hare) is the source of this 1012-nucleotide messenger RNA. It is a transcript of the gene UFC1, whose product is annotated as ubiquitin-fold modifier conjugating enzyme 1. Lineage: Eukaryota; Metazoa; Chordata; Mammalia; Lagomorpha; Leporidae. The coding region runs from base 170 to 673 and encodes 167 amino acids. Gene Ontology annotation, biological process: protein K69-linked ufmylation. The record is from RefSeq and is a predicted model, not a curated record. Gene Ontology annotation, molecular function: UFM1 conjugating enzyme activity. Gene Ontology annotation, cellular component: cytoplasm. The transcript is spliced from 7 exons.
CUGCCUGCCAGUGAUUUUAAUAACAGGUACCGUAUUCAAGAAGUGGCAAUCCGUUUCUACUCCGUUCUUCCUGAUGCACCCACAAGCAGGUGACCAGUAAAGAUGGUGGUACUCUGAGCCUAAAUACCGGUAACACCACUUCCGUGAUUCCCUUGUGCCCUGGACCAAGAUGGCGGACGAGGCCACACGGCGUGUGGUUUCUGAGAUCCCAGUGCUGAAGACUAAUGCCGGACCCCGAGAUCGAGAAUUGUGGGUGCAGCGACUGAAGGAGGAAUAUCAGUCUCUUAUCCGGUAUGUGGAGAACAACAAGAAUGCGGACAAUGACUGGUUCCGACUGGAGUCCAACAAGGAAGGCACUCGGUGGUUCGGGAAAUGCUGGUACAUCCAUGAUCUCCUCAAAUACGAGUUUGACAUUGAGUUUGACAUUCCUAUCACAUAUCCCACCACUGCUCCAGAAAUUGCAGUCCCUGAGCUGGAUGGAAAGACAGCAAAGAUGUACAGGGGUGGCAAAAUAUGCCUGACUGACCACUUCAAACCUCUGUGGGCCAGGAAUGUGCCCAAGUUUGGACUAGCUCAUCUCAUGGCUCUGGGGCUGGGUCCAUGGCUGGCCGUGGAAAUCCCUGAUCUGAUCCAGAAAGGCGUGAUUCAGCACAAAGAGAAAUGCAGCCAGUGAAACAUCAAGCCACUGAGGCGCCACAGACUACAUUUCCGUUUUCCUGUGCAUCGUUCUUCUUACUCAUCUGACUGCUCCCUCCCAUACUCCCCCUCCUCUAGACGUUACUAAGUAGCUGCAGCAGGCAUUGCUGGGAAAAGGGAAAAAAAAUACACAGUAUCACAAUUGAGUUUCUAAAUUAGGCUGCACAGGGAAGGGAAGGACUUGGGCCUUGGGAAUCCCGGAGGCGAUUUCUAUGCCCUCCCCAGGUGCAAAUCCUGGAGGCAUAGAGGGUGUACAUAGCCUUUUUCGUUUUCGGAAACAACCCAUCAAUAAAACAAACAGCUGCUUCCUCGGUUA